UGGCCGCAUGACUGUAAUGGGGGUGGAGGGAGGGGGGCGUAUGUCUGCCUUCCUGCCUGGCGGCGGCGGCGGCCUGGCUACUAAAUCGAGUCGCUCUGCUCCUCCGUCUUGUCUGCUUUCCCCAAGUUUCUUGUGCUGCCUAAACCAGAAUUGGUUUGUGCGAGCGAGUGGGGAAUUCCAUGGCCGCUGGAGAGAGAGAGAGGGAGGGAAAAUCUGCUUUUCUGAGCGCAAGUGCGGCUUAGUUCUAACCUUUCACUAAGGAGAAAUGUAGAGUGAAAUGCAGCUUUGAAAUGCUAAAUGCCUUGAUUAGCCCAUAGAAAGAUUGGCGAUUGGCUCCUGAGCAUGUGGGACACUAUGAACGAAGAGCAGUUUGUUAACAUUGAUUUGAACGAUGAUAAUGUUUGCAGCGUGUGCAAAUUAGGAACAGAAAGAGAGACUCUCUCAUUUUGCCAUAUCUGUUUUGAGCUAAAUAUUGAAGGAAUACCAAAGUCUGAUCUUCUGCAUACAAGAUCCUUGAGGGGACACAGAGACUGCUUUGAAAAAUUCCACUUAAUAGCAAACCAGAGUUGUCCACAGUCAAAACUCUCUAAGAGCACCUAUGCAGAAGUGAAAAACAUCUUGAGCAAAAAAAUCAACUGGAUUAUACAAUAUGCACAAAACAAAGAUUUGGAUUUGGAUUCUGAAAGUUCCAAACAAACACCACACCGUCUUUUUAGCUUCAGACAUCAAAGAGAGAGAAAGCUACUUCCACAGUUUGAUGCCCAGGUCCCUAAAUAUGCUGCAAAAUCGAUAGAUGGAAACUCUAGAAGCCUUUCAAACUGUUCACAAAGUAUCCUGGAACCAAGAGAACCCAGUGAUUUUGGACUUGAUGAUAUGCUGCAACAAACAGGUGCUACUUUUUGUUGUAGUAGUACAUUGUGGUCUAGUCAUAACCAGCCAUCAGAGACAAGAGAAGCGAAAAAGAAUUCCAGUCCCUGUGUACAAAACAGACAUCCUCAGUAUAGCAGGGAGCAAUUGAGUAUGAUGACUCUUGGAGAGGUGGAGCAGCUGUAUGGAAAACUUCUAAAGCAAAUCCAAGAUGUAUUUGAAGAACUGACUAAGCAAGUACAAGAAAAAGACUCCUUGGCUUCCCAACUUAAUGUUCGUCACAUUGCUAUUGAGCAGCUGCUAAAGAACUGUUCCAAAUUGCCAUGUCUGCAGAUGGGACGGGCAGCGAUGAAAUCGAAUAUAUCCAUAUGACAGUGAGGCUUGCAUAUACCAACUUAAUUAAGCUCUCUCUCUCACACACACAAUUGCAGUCUUGACCAAUAUUUGGAAACAUUCAAAACUAGUUUGACAAGAUAGUGUUUCUUUUUGAAACAUACUUUUUCUGGAGAGGAGUGUUGACUCUGGAAGUCAUCUGUCUGCCAUAAUAAUGUUCCUUCUAGUCACUGAUUUUUUUUUAAAAAAAGUAUUUUGGUGUGACUUGAGGGAUUCUUGACUGCCUGUGAAUCUGGCAGAGAAACACAUGAAACGUCGUUUUUAGGUACCCAGAAAAUGGUGGCGCAAACAGUGUUCAUGCAAUUUGCAUUUCUUAUUUAUUGCAAGCAAUAUUUUAUUACUGAAAUUUUAUACCAAAAGAAACUAUUUUUAGGUACUUUUCCACAUCUCUUUAUAUUAUAAAAUUUUGAAUGAUUCUAGCUAACAUUUUUGCCUUGUGUAAUGAUUGUUUACCCUUUUUUCAGGUCUGUGUAUUUAUCUUUCAUGAUGCAAAUUGUUCAAAAAAACUUGUUUCCCAAAGACACAAUCUCAGUGGCUGUAGUGCAUUACUUUUAAUUUUGAGCAAUGUAAAAUUUAUUGGGCAUGGAUUGUAUCUUAAUGGAAGAAAUUUAAGCAUAGCACCUCUUCUUGGAAUGAUGGGUCAUGUUUUGUUAAAAUGUGCAGAGCUGGAGUUUGGUUUUGUAUGUGCAUUUCUAAUGCUUAAUAAAAGUCUAUGGCUUCAAAGAAAUAAACCUAUAAUACCUCAUGGAAAAAGUUGUCUAUCCUUUUUUAAUGUUCUGUUAGGACAAACUCUACACAAUGAAAAUUAUUACUUUUGGAAGAGGAGUGGGGUAAAAUGCUUGACCCCCUAUAAAUGCCAUUGACUUCUAAUACUAGGAUCAGACUCCAAAUACCUGCCAUAGGCGUGAUCAAGGCUUUGUCUAGGGUUUUUUUUUGGGGGGGGGUAGGAAAGUGCUAUACACAUAUGGACAAAUUUGUUGGUACCCUUACAGCUCAUUGAAAAAGUGUUUUAUGCCUCUUUAAAAAGUGAUUAAAUGAAAAGCAAUUGUCCCAUGUAUACCUGCAUGCCUUUGGUAUGACAUCAAGUAAAGCAAAGCAAAUGUUAAAAGAGAAAGUAUUGCUUAUCCUACAAAGAUAUUCUAAAGUGGCCUGGACACAUUUGUUGGCACCCCUAGAAAAGAUCAUAAAUAAUUGGAUUAGAGUGAUUUUUCAGAUUAGCUGUUUUCUUUAAUUAAUAUCACACAUGUCUCCAGUUAUGCAAUCAGUCAUUCAGCCUGUUUAAAUGGAGAAAAGUAGUCACUCUGCUGUUUGGUAUCAUCGUGUCCACAAUGAACAUGGACCACAGAGAGUUGUCUGAGGAGAUCAGAAAGAAUAUUAUAGACAAGCAUGUUAAAGGCAAAGGCUAUAAGACCAUCUCCAAGCAGUUUGAUGUUCCUGUGACAACAGUUUCAAAUAUGAUUAAGAAGUUCAAGGUCCAUGGGACUGCAGCCAACCUCCCUGGACGUGGCCACAAGAGGAAAAUCGACCCCAGAAUGGGCAGAAGGAUAGUGAAAAUGGUAGACAAAAAGCCAAGGACAACUUCCAAAGAGAUACAAGCUGAACUCCAAGGUCAAGGUCCAUCAGUGUUUGAUCACACCAUCUGUAACUUUUUGAGUGACAGUGGGCUCAAUGGAAGAUGAUCCAGGAGGACUCCACUGUUGAAAGAAAAACAUAAAAAAGCCAGACUGGAAUUUGCUAAAAUGCAUAUUGACAAGCCACAAUGCUUCUGGGAGAAUGUCCUUUGGACAGAUGAGACAAAAUGAGCUUUUGGGCAAGUCACAUCAGCUCUAUGUCCACAGAUGAAAAAAUGAAGCUUUCAAAGAAAAAAUGCCAUACCUACUGUGAAACAUGGGGCAGGCUCAGUUAUGUUUUGGGGCUGCUUUGCUGUGUCUGGCAUGGGGUGCCUUGAGUCUGUGCAGCGAACAAUGAAAUCUCAAGACUAUCAAGACAUUCUGGAGUGAAACGUACUGCCCAGUGUCAGAAACCUCUGUCUCAGUCGCAGGUCAUGGAUCCUCCAACAGGAUAAUGACCCAAAACACACAGCUAGAAGAACCCAAGAAUGGCUAAGAACAAAACAUUGGACUAUUCUGAAGUGGCCUUCUAUGAGCCCUGAUUUGAAUCCUAUCAAACAUCUAUGGAAAGAACUGAAACAUGCAGUCUGGAGAAGGCGUCCUUCAAACCUGACACAGCUGGAACAGUUUGCUCAGGAAGAGUGGGCCAAGCUACCUGUUGGCACGUAUUGAGAGCUACAGGAAUCACUUGUUUGCAGUGAUUGCCUCUAAAGGUUGUGCGACAAAAUAUUAGGUUAAGGGUCCCAUCAUUUUUGUCCAUGCUAUUUUCAUUUGUAUUAUUUGAAAUAUUCUGUUGCAUCAAAACUCUAAAGCAAAGUCUGAUUUUAGUUAAAUGUGGAAUAAACAAUGAUAGUUGCCAA
Molecule: messenger RNA, 3730 nt
Organism: Hemicordylus capensis (graceful crag lizard)
Lineage: Eukaryota; Metazoa; Chordata; Lepidosauria; Squamata; Cordylidae
Gene: C3H21orf91
Product: chromosome 3 C21orf91 homolog
Exons: 5
Coding region: 343-1239 (298 amino acids)
Source: RefSeq, a predicted model, not a curated record